Messenger RNA from Austrofundulus limnaeus, 3072 nucleotides. RefSeq names its product phosphate cytidylyltransferase 1A, choline a (gene pcyt1aa). Gene Ontology annotation, cellular component: endoplasmic reticulum. The coding region runs from base 200 to 1336 and encodes 378 amino acids. The transcript has 9 exons. NCBI's taxonomy places the organism in Eukaryota, Metazoa, Chordata, Actinopteri, Cyprinodontiformes, Rivulidae. The record is from RefSeq and is a predicted model, not a curated record. Gene Ontology annotation, biological process: CDP-choline pathway. Gene Ontology annotation, molecular function: choline-phosphate cytidylyltransferase activity; phosphatidylcholine binding.
ACCCGGGAGUCGGACGCGUAGGUUUUUCUCACUUAGUCUUAAAAUGAUGUCGUAUAACCUGCUAGCUGCUAGCGGCUUAAGUUAGCUAUUAAGCCAUACAACUUGACAGCUAGCGUGUUAGCUAGCAUUCGAUAGAGCUAGCAGCGUAAACUAUACCGCCCAUCACUCCAAGACAGUGUUUCUGACAAAAGCGGGAACGAUGGAGGCCGAAAGCUCCAACGAGCUGCUACGUUCCAGAAAACGAAAAAGAGAAGGCUCUAAUGGGGAGACCGAGGAAGGGGAGAGAUUUGGGAAAAUCCCCAGAUGCACUGUGGGUCUGAGAAAUCCUGCACCUUUUGCUGAUGAGCUUGAGCCGGUUAAUAAACCCUACGAGAGAGUCAGCAUGGAAGAGGCAAAGAAGGGAACACCUGCUAACAGACCAGUGCGAGUCUAUGCGGAUGGGAUCUUUGAUGUUUUCCACUCAGGUCACGCCAGGGCUCUCAUGCAGGCUAAACGCCUCUUUCCAAAUACACAUCUCAUCGUUGGCGUGUGCAGCGAUGAGCUAACCCACAAAUACAAGGGCUUCACUGUGAUGAACGAGGAUGAGCGAUACGACGCCAUCAGACACUGCCGCUACGUGGACGAAGUGGUGCGAAACGCUCCCUGGAGCUUAUCGCCGGAGUUCCUGGCAAAGCAUCGCAUUGAUUUCGUGGCUCAUGACGACAUCCCAUAUUCAUCAGCGGGCAGCGAUGACGUGUACAAGCACAUCAAAGAUGCAGGUAUGUUUGCUCCCACCCAGCGGACGGAGGGCAUCUCCACCUCGGACAUCAUCACUCGGAUAGUCCGAGACUAUGACGUGUAUGUCAGACGCAACCUGCAGAGAGGAUACACAGCCAAGGAACUCAACGUCAGCUUCAUCAAUGAGAAGAAGUAUCACCUGCAGGAGCGCGUGGAUAAGGUGAAGAGGAAGGUGCGUGAUGUGGAGGAGAAAAGCAAAGAAUUUGUUCAGAAGGUGGAGGAGAAGAGCAUCGACCUCAUCCAGAAGUGGGAGGAGAAAUCCAGGGAGUUCAUCGGUAACUUCUUGCAGAUGUUCGGCCCUGAGGGAGCUCUGAAGCACAUGCUGAAGGAAGGGAAAGGCCGCAUGCUGCAGGCCAUCAGCCCCCGGCAGAGCCCCAACAGCAGCCCCACCCGCGAGGAGCGCUCGCCCUCUCCCACUUUCCGACUCCCUUUCUUCUCCAAGACCUCCCCUCCGUCGUCUCCCCCACACCACAGCGGCGCGCGGGCAUAUCUCAUCAGCGAGGACGACGAUGAAGACGACGACGAAGAUGAUGAUGAUGAUGAUGAUGAUGAAAACUAAACCAAGUUUUAAAUUUGUCGUCGUUCCGGCCACAGAUAGCACUAAGAGAGCCGCCAAGCUGUGUGGCUUUCACCGAGCUCCAAGCUGCAACAAUUUUUUUAUUUUUAGUUUGUUUUUACUUUUAGCACAGCAGUCUCAUGGUAACUAUAAGAGCCAGGCUCUCCACAGCUCUCGUUUUUAAUAGUGACGUAUCAUCGUUUUCAUGUCACGGUCAGUAUAAGUUACCACUAGUCAUAGUCAUCAUAUUUAGUUCAUGUAUCUGUCACGGUUUGUUUUGCCACUCACUGUCACUUGGGGAUAUUUUCAGGUGUUUCACUCAGUGCACUGUUCCUUCUGACUGUAUUCUGUCUGCAUUAUGGUGCAGCAGGAGGGGGCUUGUUGGGUUGUUUGGAUCUGGGGACAGCUGAGCUGAGGAAUCAUGAGGAUAAAACACAUUUUAUUUAAAAGAUUGUCAUAGCAGGUCACAAAAACUGAACUGUAUAAAAGAUCUGCUCAUGUAUCUGUAUUCUGCUUAAUGUGAACCCAGCUAUGCCUUUUUUUAACUCUAGGAAAAAUCUCCAGCUUUUAUCUGAUGAACAGAAUCUGAAAAUAGGUGUUGACUAAACAGCAGACUUUGUUUCCUGAGUUUCUCUGCCUGCAUCGGGACUGUCUGUGUAUCUGCAUGUGUGCAAGAUUUGAGUCAGCAUGUUUAAAAAUGCCUCCUGUCAACAGGUUUUCACCUGUUGGAUUCAGAUUUUAAUUUACUGCUUAUAUAGGAAUACAUUUGUUUUUAAUUACUGACAAGAAUCAAGUCUUUGAAAGACUAGUUUCAAACUAGACGCCUUUUUAGUGGCCUACAAAGAACAGAUGUUGGACUAAAAAAAAAAAAAAAAAAAAACUAAUUUUUGCAGUUUUUUCAUCCCAGUAAAGUUUUGAGCAGAGAAUCAAUGUAAGCAAGGCAUGACUUGUCUUCUUUGUCUGUCCUGUUUUGCAGAUCUGGGCCUGUUUGUGAUUUAGGUGAUUUUUUCUUCUAACAAUAGCAACUAUGAGAUUUUUAAUAAUCAGAAAAAUACUAGUGUUAAGAUGUCCUUCCAACUCAGCUUGAGUAAACAUUGGCUCUUUCAUGAACAAAGCUUCCUCAUGGGUAGAUGGCAAUCCUAAAAUAUUAAAAUAGGACUUUUACAAAAGCAAGCUGUCAAUAACUGUUUGAAGGCUUCAGCCUGUGUAGCUACCUCCUAUUAAGAUUUUCUUUUUUGCCCAAGGUGAGCAACUAGUAUGAGGUUUUUACAUGUUCAGAUUAUCAAAGCAGUGGAACUUGCUUAAAUACUUGUGAUUUUCCGGUUUGUCUUACAUCAUUGGUGGUAAAGCAUGUGUAAACAAGCCACCAGUUUUUGUUUUUGUGAUAAAAACACUGUCUCCUGACUAAUCUAAAUGUCAAAUCAGUCUGUUCUAGGCUUGGUUUCCCACAAAAACAUUUAUUAUAAUUCGAAUGGAAAUCAGAUUUGGUAUAAUUUGCAGGAAGUGGGGAGAAAUCCAGCCUAGAUUCUGGUGCUAAGCUACUUUCAGGAAGCCUCGCCUUGAUUCUCACAAACAUUCUCCUAAUCUGACAAUUUCCUCAGCGUGAGCCCACAUAACUCAAAUGACAACAGCAACUACUACAGAGGCAAAGAAGUGUUACAAUUUUAAGUUACUGUUUGGGUUUUGUCUUAUGUUCUGGAUGCAAACAAAGAAUAUAUAAUUAAACUUGUUAACCAAAA